AAGGAGAGAAUCUAGGUGCCUUUGCUUAAUGCUAUUGCUCAGCGGCACCCUAAACCCUUCCGAGCGUCCUUCAAAUUAUUAACUAAUUCGUCAGACUUACCGCUUUCUUCUCUAUCAGUAUCAACGCUUUUCGUUACUCUGCAUCUUUUGUUAUCGGCCUUUUGCUUCCCUGUCUCGCGAUUUCUGCUCUUGCUUUCUGGGGUUUACUUGUUUCUUUCAACUAUGGCUUCAACGCUGUUGCUGGCUCUGGUUUUUGUGAUUGAUCUGAUUGCUUUCGCACUUGCUGUUGCAGCUGAGCAAAGGAGAAGCACCGCAACUGUUGGUAAUGAUGGAAAAGAAAGUUAUUGUGUUUAUGAUGAGGACAUUGCAACUGGUUUGGGUGUGGGUUCAUUCCUAUUCCUCCUCCUUAGUCAGCUACUAAUAAUGGUGGCUAGCCGAUGCUUGUGCUGUGGGAAGGCAAUGAGACCAAGUGGAUCUAGGGCAUGGGCAGUUGUCCUCUUUAUCACUUGUUGGGUGUUCUUUUUCAUUGCGGAGGCAUGCUUGCUGGCGGGGUCAGUACGGAAUGCAUAUCACACCAAGUACAAGAACCUCUUAAAUGAUCCCCCAUCAUGCGCAACACUGAGAAAGGGUGUCUUUGGCGCUGGGGCUGCAUUUGUUUUCUUAACAGCCAUAGUCUCUCAACUUUACUAUGUGAGUUAUUCCAAGGCUGAUGAAGCAACAGUUAACUACGGCAAAGACACCGGACUGAGGAUGGGAAACCGAUAGAUGAAUUUGCACGGAGAACAUCACAAGAAUUCUAAAUUCUUUAUUCAUCGUCGGUUGACCUUAAUGUUUUUGUUGUAGACAACUGAUCAUCUAUAUGUAUCUUAACCAUAGACAUUGGCAUGUGUUUUUUCCACUUUACAUUACAGGUUCCUGUUUAAGCAUUUUGCUGGUUUAUUAAGGGUUUCGUUCUUUUC
Molecule: messenger RNA, 959 nt
Organism: Hibiscus syriacus
Lineage: Eukaryota; Viridiplantae; Streptophyta; Magnoliopsida; Malvales; Malvaceae
Exons: 3
Coding region: 223-765 (180 amino acids)
Source: RefSeq, a predicted model, not a curated record